AAACUCCCACCUCCAACAGUAAAGCAUACACAAAAAAUGGCCGACCAUACCACUAUAGUUAUCAUCGGAGCUGGUGUUAUAGGGCUUACUACUGGCCUUCGUCUCCUUGCUACAACGGAUCAAGCUAAGUAUAGAAUUAUCAUCGUAUCACGAGAAUGGCCUACAUCUAUCCCAGGAGCUCCAGUCAACCACUCGGUCAACUACGCUUCUAUGUGGGCCGGAGCUCACAUGCGGCCCAUUCCAGCAAGCACACCUCAGCUGCAACGGGAAGCAGCUUGGCUGAAGCAUGCUGCCAGAACGUUCGAAGAGCAAAUUCGGCAGACGCCAUCGAUUGGUGUGACGAAAUGCAAGGGAAUCGAACUUCUAGAGGCACCCACGGCAGGAUAUGAACAGCAGACCGCUGAGUCUUUCUUCUCAGAAUCUGGCCUCAAUAACUACCGUAAAUAUUCCCAAGCCGAGCUUCCGCCAGGGGUUCGCUUAGGUUUCGAGUACGAUACAUAUUGUGUCAACGCACCCGUCUACUGCGCGAAUCUUUUGCGUUCAUUCAUCCUUCAAGGCGGUCGAUGUAUGCAACGCGACUUGAGUAGCGAGUGGGAGGCCAGCAGUAUUGCACCCAACGUAAGCUUAGUGGUCAAUGCCUCCGGUAUGGGCUUUGGAGAUAAGAAGUGCUUUCCCAUACGUGGCCAGACAGUCUUGACAGAUCUUUCCGCUGUGACUAAGACGGUCACGAAACAAAAAAGAGACGGUACAUGGAGUUUCAUAAUCCCGCGUUUCUUUGAAGGAGGCACUGUGGUAGGGGGAACUAAACAGCCUGGAGAUUGGACAGCCCAACCGAUCCUCUCCACCAGGAGCUCGGUACUUAGUGAAGGAAGGAAAAUCGCCGAGUUUGCAUCGGAUUCCUCAGCCGGAAGUAAUGAUGUGAGGGUAAUUGCUGAUAUUGUAGGUCGCCGGCCCAUGCGCGAGGGCGGGAUGAGAGUUGAGGUUGAGCACCCUUAUGGCACUAGUGUAAAAGGGCAGAGCAGUAUGACACGCAUAGUACAUGCUUAUGGGGCUGGUGGAAGAGGGUUCGAGAUAUCAUGGGGGGUUGCAGAAGAAGUUGCUAGUCUGGUCAAAGCAACCUUAUUAAUAAAGGACUCUAUUAUUCAAGCAAAGCUAUAAUGUUAUAAUUUAGGAACCUAUAAGGAUUAAAGG
Messenger RNA from Aaosphaeria arxii CBS 175.79, 1191 nucleotides. Its product is annotated as nucleotide-binding domain-containing protein. Bases 37 to 1158 code for a protein of 373 amino acids. The record is from RefSeq and is a predicted model, not a curated record. Gene Ontology annotation, molecular function: FAD binding; D-amino-acid oxidase activity. The transcript has 2 exons. NCBI's taxonomy places the organism in Eukaryota, Fungi, Ascomycota, Dothideomycetes, Pleosporales.